Molecule: messenger RNA, 249 nt
Organism: Necator americanus (New World hookworm)
Lineage: Eukaryota; Metazoa; Nematoda; Chromadorea; Rhabditida; Ancylostomatidae
Exons: 1
Coding region: 1-249 (82 amino acids)
Source: RefSeq, a predicted model, not a curated record
AUGUCGCUGUUGUGCCAAAGUUUUACACGGGAUCGGACCAUCGCCUACUUUGAAAAAGAUUUUCUUUCGCACGGAGAGAAGCGAAAACUGCGAAAUUCACUAAGCGAAGAACCAGAACUACCAGUGGCUAGGAACUCUUGGCUUCGCUUGUCGAGUUUUGGAAAGAUUCCGCCAUGGGCAACAUCGACGACGAUCUCUUCAUCGACGACAUUCAUCGCUUCUAAAACGUCUUCACAACUGUACGACUAA